AUGGCUGGUGACCCAGAUCAAGAUGACAGGGAUUUCAUUGCUGAAAACAUGGAUGCAGACCUUCAAUUCAUUUUGAGUGAGAGUGGAGUUUCGUUGCAUCGCCAGGCGGCAAUUGCCAGGCGUUAUGGAUCACUUAAGAAGUUCAAUGCAAUUGGAGACGAUCGUGCGCAGCUGAGAGUUGCUUGUUUACAAGAUUUUGCCAUCCCUCAGGACACUCCUGAUAACAGGGCAGAGGUUGCAGCGAUUGUUGCGGCCUGGGAGACAGCAAAGGAGUUUGUUUCCAAAGAAGUUGAAUUACGGGCUGAGGCAAAGGUACUAGGUAAACCAAAGAUCUUGCAGUCUCACGAGCGACAGUCAAUGAUUCGUGCUGUGGAAAGGAUUCAUGGGACUUUGGGCGAGUCUGAGACGCCGAGCUCAGAUUACCUUGCGUUGAAGGCUGAGGAGACGGAGCUGAACGAGCCAUCGGCAUCGCCCUUGGAUGAGAUCAUUAGCAAGCGUGACAAUGCAAGUUCCACAAUUCAGUCUUCUGUUGACACUUCAGGGCACUUGAGGGUGACUAGGACGAAGAACAAAGCGAAGAUGCCUAGCAAUACAGAAGAGUAUCGAAAGGUCAUGAGGGUCGAGAUGUUUGCUUGGUUGUGCAUGUCAGCACGGUACAGGGCGAAGAAUUGGCUUCAUGGAUUGGAGGCGUCUGACUUAUUGAUACCUUCGUGCAGUGCAAAUACAUUUGCCAUCCAGCAAUGCCAUUUUGGCGCACUUACACCCAAGCCCACCAGAUUCCUGUCUACGUUUGAGUUUCAGGAUGACAGGUGCCAUUUUGGACUGCCUCGUCUGGACAAGCUUGGGGCGUACAAAGGUCCCCUUCCAAAAUCAUGCGGCCACUACCACCAACACAAGCUUUUGGGGAAGACUGCAAAUAAGUGGAAUACAAGCCCGAGCGCAUCAUACCCGCCGGGGCUCUGCCGAUUUUUGGCUGAGUUGGUCCUCAAUGCAAUAGCAUCCUGCGGAAGGGGGAAGUCGAACCAACCCCAGCAAGUUGUUGGGACAUCUGGAGAACAAGGUUCUGGUAAGGGAGGAAGUUCCUCUAGCAAGGGUUCAAGUUUUGAGCAGAGUUCUGGCAAAGGAGGAAGUUCCUCCAACAAGGGUUCAAGUUUUGAGCAGAACAACACAGCGACCACAACUUGCAGAGGAAGUUCCUCUGCUUCACUUGGUGCGGUUUCAAAGAGUUGCACGGUUGCUUUCACUGGUUCACUGGAGGGCGCUUCAAAGAGUUGCACAGUUGAUUUGACUGGUGAGGACUCCAAGGUUGGGGAGUUAGAUGCAAAUGAGGAUGUUGAUGAGGGCUUUGACAUGGAAGCAUGUUGCAACUUUGGCCCUCCCAUCAAAGUGGAAUGGGAUGGCAAGACUCAUGACUUUGUGGAUGGAUUUGGAAUGUGCUCACCUACCAGGUGGGCUCCGCAGUCUAGGGGCCACAACAGGAAGCCACACAUGAAAGCUCUUGCAGCCGAGACUUACAAACGUUUACAUGCUGCGGUGAUAGAUGCAAUCAAGGAUGUCAGACGGGAGGCCUUCAAGUUGGUCACAGGGAAACUCCAGGCUUCCCCUUUUUCCCCAGAGUUGCUCCACAAAGUCAGGUCCCAGGUGGCAUCACUUUUGAGGGACCCCACUGAAGCGAUGGUAGUGGAUACUGGGCAGCCCUUCUUAUUGCGGCUCUUGUCACAAUGGCUGGAAGUUUUCGAAGACCCUGAUGUGGCCUGCCUGGUUAACACAACAGAUUCAUUUGCCACUGGGGUGAAUGUUGGGGUGGAUGAUCCUUUGCCAAGAACACCGCAGGUUUUCCCGCCGAAGGUGAAGCACCGAAAGUUGGAUGGGACGGAGUUCAACCCCAUUGCUGACAAUUACAUUUCAGGACAAUUGUCGGCCAAGGAGUUGGAAGAUAAGUUCAGGGAAGAGGAGACACUUGGGCGUAUGGAGCCUUCUAAGAUGUCUGUUUUGAAGGCUCGUCACGGUGAGCGAUUGCGUGUGGCGGCAAUGGCAGCAAUUAGCAAGCCUGAUGGUGGUGUCAGGCCCCUUCACGAUGCUACUCAUUCUGUGAUGGUUAACCAUGCAAUCAAAUACAGGGAUCAGUUGCAGUGCCCGGGACCAGCAGAAGUUGCUGCUGUGGUAAGAGAGGCGGUGGAGACCCGGGAGGCUGUGUUUUGCGUUUCGGCCGACAUUAAAGCGGCACAUCGUUUGGUGAAACUGAGGGAAGAAGAUUGGCCCUAUGUGUGCUGCCGUGCCGAUUCCCUAUCAGAGGUGGUUUGGAUCAACAAGGUGGGAACAUUUGGAGUGUCGAGUGCCCCUUACUGGUGGUCGAAGCUUUUUGCUCUUAUUGGACGUUUUGUUGGACAUGUGAUGCAAACCGCAGCUUAUUGGCAUUUGGUUUAUGUUGAUGAUUUGCAUGGAGCGUUUACGGGCUCCCGCAAGUUUGAGCUGUUAUGGGUAUGGCUGUUGGCUUUCGAGGUCAUUGGAACCCCCUUCGGUUACCACAAGUUCAAAGGUGGUUUCUCAUCAGACUUUGUGGGUUUCCAUCUGCGUUAUGACAAGAAUGAAGUUGGGAUCACUGAGAAAAGGGGGUCAUGGCUUCUCAACUGGAUUCGUGCGUUGGAGGAGAAGCGGUAUGUUGUGCCAGCAAGGGAGUUCAGUGAAUUCCUGGGCAGGUUGGGGUUCGUGGCACAGCUUCUGACGUGGCUCAAGCCACACUUGUCGCCAUUGUUUGCAUGGAGCGCUGUUGCAUCACCUGGCAUGGUUGGGAGGUUGCCGGAUACUGUCAUUUUGACAUUACAAUACAUUGCAGCUGAGAUGUCCGGUGAAACCUUCUUAAUUUCUGCAAAGAGACCUGUCUAUUACAACGCUGAGCAAUUCAGGACUGACGCGAAGUGCACCCAUGACAUUAUAGUUUUGGGAGGUUGGGAGUUGGAGUCUCGACGUUGGUUUUCUUUGAAGCUUGAUAGGACACAGGUUCCCUAUCUAUUCAAACCUGAUGGAGGCGGCGCCCAAUGGGCGUCGACCUCAGCGGAGCUCUUAGCUUCGCUUUGCGCCCUGGUUGCAUUUGGCUGGCUUCUCCCUACGUCAGCGAGGCGUACAGUCGCCUUGGCUCUCUCUGCAGGUACUGAUAACAUGGCCAAUGAGUUUUUGAGUUCAAAGAGAGCCACAACGAAAUGGCCCCUCAUGUUGAUCAAUAUGCAGUUAUCAGCGCUGUUGGCCAGGGCAAGGCUGAGCUUGAAUUUGAAGUGGCGCCCACGGGAAGAGAACGUGGAAGCAGAUCAGCUGACGAAUGAGCAGUUCGAGAGUUUUUCUUUGGAAGCCAGGGUUCAUGCGUUGUGGAGGACGAAGUCCCAAUUUGAUGCUGCGAGACAAGAGGCAAAGACUCUCGACAAGCAGGCAGCACCAGAUAAGAAGAGAAAGUAUGAUAAGACACCGUGGUGA
Molecule: messenger RNA, 3468 nt
Organism: Cladocopium goreaui
Lineage: Eukaryota; Dinophyceae; Suessiales; Symbiodiniaceae
Source: the annotation of a GenBank genome assembly